AUGGCGGCGGGCGGCGCGGAGGGCGGCUCGGGCCCCGGCGCCGCCAUGGGGGACUGUGCAGAAAUCAAGUCACAGUUCCGCACCCGCGAGGGCUUCUACAAGCUGCUCCCCGGCGAUGGCGCCGCUCGCAGGUCGGGUCCGGCUUCCGCCCAGACCCCGGCGCCGCCCCAGCCGCCGCAGCCCCCGCCCGGCCCUGCUUCCUCCUCCGGCCCCGGCGCCGCGGGCUCCGCUCCGUCCCCACCGCCUGCAGGCCCGGGACCAGGGCCCGCGCUGCCCGCCGUGCGCCUCAGCCUCGUGCGCCUCGGGGAGCCCGACGGCGCCGGGACCGGGGAGCCGCCCGCCACGCCCGCGGGGCUGGGUGCCGGAGGAGACCGCGUCUGCUUCAACUUGGGCCGCGAGCUGUAUUUCUAUCCGGGCUGCUGCCGCCGCGGGAGCCAACGGUCCAUUGACCUCAACAAGCCGAUUGACAAGCGGAUCUACAAGGGCACCCAGCCCACCUGCCAUGACUUCAACCAGUUCACUGCUGCCACAGAGACCAUCUCCCUGCUGGUGGGGUUCUCCGCCGGCCAGGUGCAGUACCUGGAUCUCAUCAAGAAGGACACCAGCAAGCUAUUCAAUGAAGAGCGGCUGAUCGACAAGACAAAGGUGACCUACCUGAAGUGGCUGCCUGAGUCCGAGAGCCUGUUCCUGGCCUCGCACGCCAGCGGCCACCUGUACCUGUACAACGUCAGCCACCCGUGCGCCUCGGCCCCGCCCCAGUACAGCCUGCUGAAGCAGGGCGAGGGCUUCGCCGUCUACGCCGCCAAGAGCAAGGCGCCCCGCAACCCGCUGGCCAAGUGGGCUGUGGGUGAGGGGCCCCUCAACGAGUUCGCCUUCUCGCCCGAUGGCCGGCACCUGGCCUGCGUCAGCCAGGACGGCUGCCUGCGCGUCUUCCACUUCGACUCCAUGCUCCUGCGUGGGCUCAUGAAGAGCUACUUUGGGGGCCUGCUGUGUGUGUGCUGGAGCCCCGACGGCCGCUACGUCGUGACAGGUGGCGAAGAUGACCUGGUCACCGUGUGGUCCUUCACCGAGGGCCGUGUGGUGGCCCGGGGCCACGGCCACAAGUCCUGGGUCAACGCCGUGGCCUUUGACCCCUACACCACGAGGGCCGAGGAGGCGGCCGCAGCCAGUGGUGACGGGGAGCGGAGCGGAGAGGAGGAGGAGGAGGAGGAAGAGGAGCAGCCUGAUGCGGGGGGCACAGGCUCCGGCGGGGGAGCCCCCCUCUCCCCACUGCCCAAAGCCGGCCCCAUCACCUACCGCUUCGGCUCAGCCGGCCAGGACACGCAGUUCUGCCUGUGGGACCUCACCGAAGACGUGCUUUACCCCCACCCGCCCCUGGCCCGCACCCGCACCCUCCCUGGCACGCCUGGCACCACGCCCCCCGCUGCCAGCAGCUCCCGGGGCGGCGAGCCUGGCCCCGGCCCCCUACCCCGCUCCCUGUCUCGCUCCAACAGCCUCCCGCACCCGGCAGGCAGUGGCAAGGCCGGCGGCCCGGGUGCCACAACUGAGCCGGGCACACCGUUCAGCAUCGGCCGCUUUGCCACGCUCACACUGCAGGAGCGGCGGGACCGGGGGUCGGAGAAAGAGCACAAGCGCUACCACAGCCUGGGCAACAUCAGCCGGGGGGGCGGCGGCGGCGGGGGCGGGGGUGGCGGCGGGGACAAGCCCAGCGGCCCUGCUCCCCGCAGCCGGUUGGACCCAGCCAAGGUGCUGGGCACCGCGCUGUGCCCGCGCAUCCACGAGGUGCCCCUGCUUGAGCCCCUGGUGUGCAAGAAGAUCGCCCAGGAGCGGCUCACGGUCCUCCUCUUCCUGGAGGACUGCAUCAUCACCGCCUGCCAGGAGGGCCUCAUCUGUACCUGGGCCCGGCCGGGCAAGGCGUUCACAGACGAGGAGGCGGAGGCCCAGACAGGGGAAGGAAGUUGGCCCAGGUCACCCAGCAAGUCAGUGGUAGAGGGCAUCUCCUCCCAACCAGGCAACUCCCCGAGCGGCACAGUGGUGUGAAGCCACGGAUGUCGGGGUUCCCAGCCCCCACGCUCCCUGCCUCCUAGCUGUAUUCCUCCCGCUGACCUCACGGAUCAACGUAUUAACAAGACUGACCAUGGCGGAGGGACUGCUCCCGUCCCUUGCCCUGCACAGAUUUGGGGGGGCAGAGGGUCUUCCAGACCGGCCCAGACACUCGGGGGAUGUAGUGGCCCAUGCGGCCUCAGCCUUGUCCCCACCCACUGCCAAGUACAAUGACCCCUUCCUCUGAAACAUCAGUGUUCGCCUCAUCCCUGUCCCCAGCAUGUGACUGGUUGCUCCUGGGGGAGAGACUCCCUGCCCAUAAGCUCUGCAGUGUGCCCCUUGUCCUGGGGGCAGGGCCGGGGUGGCCCACCCCUCCCCUGGCCUCCACCCUGCCCUUGCUGUUGUUCGUGCUUUUGAAGAGUGUUAAAUUAUGGAAGCCCCUUCGGGGCCCUCCCUGUCCCCCAGGACCUCUUAUUUAUACUAAAGUUCCCUGUUUUCACAGCGUCUCUGUUCCCUUCCGGGAGGUGUGGAGGGAGUGUGUGUGCCUUUUUGCUGCAGUCCUAGAAUCCAGCUACUUCCACCAAAGGAAGAGUUUGGCCCUGCCUCUCCCUGACCCGGUCCCCUCCCUGCUCUGUUCUCACUGCAGGAGGAGCUGAAGGCCUGAGGAGGAGCUCAGGGUGCACGGCAGGCCGGCCCCCCUGCCUGCCAGCCCUCCAGCCCUGAGCCCCGGGCCCCCAAACUCUGGAGGAGAAAGGGCCGCCAGGGCCCCCUUGCCAGUUUGAAAGUGCUCGAACUAUCCAGAUCAGAUAUGGAGGGGGGCUGCCCGGAUGGGUCCCCAGGUAGCUCCUGAGGUGCUCAGAGUGCGCCGCAAGUCUUGGCCUCCUGCUGCUUCAGGGCUCCUGGCUCGCAGGGCGCCAGUUGGAGACCACGGUUUCCUCCGGGAGCGGGAGCGCUGUCCGCCCCUGCCGGGAACAACGAAAAUCCCUCCUGGCUGGCUCUCCGGAGCUGCAGGGAGGGGUGUCUUCCCGCUCUGCCCUCCACCCCCCGAAAUGUUUCUGUUUCUAAUCCUGGCCUGGGCAGGAAUGUGGCUGUGCGGCCAGGUCCAGGGAGCUAUUCUGGGGGCUCCUUUGCCUCCCCCAGGCUUUGGCCAGUGGGUCACCCCCGGUCCUGGCUCCUGAGGGCCUCCCUUCCCAAUUCUCUCACCACCC
Enhydra lutris kenyoni (northern sea otter) is the source of this 3251-nucleotide messenger RNA. RefSeq names its product DM1 locus, WD repeat containing. The record is from RefSeq and is a predicted model, not a curated record. Lineage: Eukaryota; Metazoa; Chordata; Mammalia; Carnivora; Mustelidae. The transcript has 5 exons. Gene Ontology annotation, molecular function: protein binding. The coding region runs from base 1 to 2040 and encodes 679 amino acids.